AUGUCCACUGGCACUGCAAGAGGUCAUGGGGGUCUUAACCAACUAGGCGGAAUGUUUGUUAAUGGGCGUCCACUUCCGGAGGUGAUCCGGCAACGCAUCGUGGACAUGGCCCACCAGGGGGUCCGGCCGUGCGACAUCUCCCGCCAGCUUCGCGUCAGCCACGGCUGUGUCAGCAAAAUUCUGGGACGAUAUUAUGAGACGGGCAGCAUCAAGCCCGGCGUGAUCGGUGGAUCCAAGCCUAAAGUGGCAACGCCAAAGGUUGUGGACAAGAUCGCAGAGUACAAGCGGCAGAACCCUACCAUGUUCGCCUGGGAGAUCAGGGACAGACUGCUCGCCGAGGCUGUGUGCGAUGGCGACACCGUGCCGAGUGUCAGUUCCAUCAACAGGAUCAUUCGAACCAAAGUCCAGCAGCCGUUCAAUCUUCCCCUGGAUGGGAAAGUUCUAAGCCCUGGACAAACCUUGAUUCCCAGUUCGGCCGUCACCCCGCCCGAGUCGCCGCACUCCGACUCUUUGGGUUCCACCUACUCCAUUAGUGGCCUGUUGGGUAUUCCCCAACCCAGCAGCGAAGGCAAAAGGAGCCAUGAUGACAGUGACCAGGACAGCUGUCGGCAUAGCGUGGACUCUCAGGGCAGCGGUGGAGGCGGGAUCCCUAGGAAAAGCAUGCGGAUUGACCACUUCUCACAGCAUGUGGACUGCGGUUUCGAGAGGCCCCACUACCCUGCGGACUCCUUCGGCAGCUCGUCCUCCAGUAGCAAGGCAGAGCAAACUUUGUACCCGCUGUCGCUCAUCAGCGGCAGUUUGGACGAAGCCAAGAGCGGCCUAUCGUCAUCGAACUCCGCCAUCGGACGCAACCUGACAGCGCAUCAAAGCUACGCCAUGGUGCCUGGUAAGCCGUUUUUGCAUUUACUCCAUUCUCCCACUUCACCACCCCCUGGCCCAGAACCACUCCAGUCUCUACCACUCUGCCUGAAGCAGGAAAUGUCCCCAGAGGUUACCAGCACUAGCCCCGCCUCGCCAAACAUGGCACCGUCCAACUUGGCUUUUGUGGAACUCCAGAAACCGCUUUCUACAAGUAGCAGCUGUGGAAGUGGCACUGUCAACCAUUUCCCUAACUCCUUCAACUCAUUCUCCCAUCAUACACCUGUGUAUAGCCAGUUCAGCAGCCAAUCAAUCAUCUCAGGGCGAGAUAUGGUGAGCUCCACCCUGCCGGGUUACCCGCCUCACAUCCCGUCGCCGGCCCAGUCAGGAUACUCCUCGUCAGCCAUCGCCGGCGUGGUUGCGGGUGCCGAGUACCCCUCUCAGUCGUACAGCCACUCGCCCUACGCCUCCUACAGCGAAGCCUGGAGGUUCACAAACUCCAGCAUACUGGGUUCCCCCUACUAUUACAGCACAGCCUCUCGCAGCGCUCCCCCUUCAACGGCCGCCUAUGACCACCUCUAA
Nerophis lumbriciformis (worm pipefish) is the source of this 1440-nucleotide messenger RNA. Lineage: Eukaryota; Metazoa; Chordata; Actinopteri; Syngnathiformes; Syngnathidae. The record is from RefSeq and is a predicted model, not a curated record.